UUCUGCUACCCCUCAUUGAGCCACUUGAGCCUGGAGCAGAUGGAAAGAUUGUAGUGGGGGGAAAGUAAGCAAGCAGCAGAGAGAGAAAAUUGGAAGAAGCCAUGCAGAGAGUGAGGCAGCCCAGCGACGAUGCUUGAUGAACUGAACCACUGACCACCAGAAAAGGCUUUCUUCAACUUUGACUGAGCCCCAAAGGGAUCAAGGAAUCAGACAGGACAGUCCUGAGGGGAGACAUCAACUCACUGUCCCUACUGACGGGCUGAAACCAGCCCAGGACGUGGAGAGCUCAAGAAAGAUAGAAAGAGUUAGAGACGAGGAGAAAGAGGGGAGUUCUACGGAUGAGAGUUAAAGCAGAGAGGCAGAAAGAGAUGCUCAAAGUGAGCAGAUAGAGAAGAGAAAAGUAAAGUAAAGGAUAGCUACAGGUGUGUGCACAAGGACCGCUCAAAGAGAGGAGGACACACUAGAGUCAUCUGAACAAAAGCUGUAGCAAGUGAAACAGGAGUGUAAGACCAGAUACAAGUAGAGGGACAGAGCUAGAUAAGGAUGGCCAACUCAGGUCUCCAGUUGUUGGGUUAUUUCCUAGCGUUGGGUGGCUGGAUCGGCAUCAUCUCAACCACUGCCUUGCCCCAGUGGAAGCAGUCUUCGUAUGCCGGUGAUGCCAUCAUCACGGCCGUGGGUCUGUACGAGGGGCUGUGGAUGAGCUGCGCCUCACAGAGUACAGGACAGGUGCAGUGCAAGAUCUUUGACUCCAUGCUCUCGCUGGACAUCCACAUCCAGACAUGUCGGGCCCUCAUGGUGGUGUCAGUACUGCUGGGCUUUAUUGGCAUCAUCGUCAGCGUGGUGGGCAUGAAGUGCACUAAGGUGGGAGAUAACAACCCUGCCACCAAAACCCGCAUCGCUGUGACCGGAGGGAUCCUCUUCCUGCUCGCAGGUCUAUGUACACUGGUGUCUGUGUCCUGGUAUGCCACUCAGGUGUCCUAUCAGUUCUUCAACCCAAACACACCACCCAACGCCAGGUAUGAGUUCGGCUCGGCCCUGUUCGUGGGCUGGGCGGCAGCCAGUCUGACGGUUCUGGGUGGUUCCUUGCUGUGCUGCUCCUGCUCUAAAGAUGACAUGCGAGGGCAGCAAUAUUACCGCCAAUCACAGCCUUCCACAGCCAGGGAGGCAGAGUUGUUGAGUGAAACUAGUUUCCCUGACUGAUCAGCCCCCGCCUUUUUAUCGAGGACUGUCCGAGUGUCCAACCACUGUGUUACCCAUUUUCUUCCUGUUAUCUCUUAGACCCAAAUUUGGACCUCAUGUAGUAGAACACUCCCUUUUCAACAGUACUACAUCUGCACCUAAUCAGUUUUAGAGAUGCAUUGUCUUCCCCUACCUUCUGAGCCGUUUCUGUAAAUAUGGACUCUUAAAGGAAAUGUGAUCAGACCUUCUAUUUAAGAAAUGAGGUGGCUUCCUCCAUUUCAGCCUGUCAACCUUCUACUACACCUCCCAUUUCCUCCUCUGUCCCGUUAUUGGCCGAAAGUUAACAAUAAGUUGAAACCCUUUGUGGUUUCUUGCGCUGAUUUAUGAUUUCACUUAUAUCCUAUGACCUCUGGGUGUUUUUGUAAAUGUGUCUUUUGGGUUUAUUUUGUGCGCUGUGACUGUACUUUGACUGAAACGUGUCUUUUUUUCCCUUUUGAAUUGCAGACCAAAUGUUAAAAGUACCCCACCAGAGAAAAGGGAGCAGUACUUGUAGUUUGGGAGAGUCUUCUGGCCUUACCAUGGUUUAGAUUCUGUCAACAGACAAAACCUCUCACUGAGGAUUUCAAAACAGACAAACAGACACCAUUAAAGAAAGAAUUUAUCUACAGCAACCUUUUAAGCAUAUUGCAGCAACAUAAAUUAGAGUAUUUGUUGAAGUAAAAGAAAUUGUUUUGGGAUGUUUUAUGAACUAGUUGCUUCAGGGGGAUUGAGAAUAUCCUUGUCUUGUCUGUUUUGUUGCCUUAGAGAGAGACAGUCAUUCAGGGUAUGUUUUCUAUAACAUGUUAAAAUGCCCGGGUGUAUAUACCACCUACUCUAUUCUUUUUUCAUUCUUUUUCUUUUUUUUUUGGUUUACUACAUAUAUAAUGUUUUACUACGUGCCUUAUAACACAUGUUGUGCACAUGUAUGUUUUUGACUUUGAGAAUUCUUUUAGUCUCCCAUUCCAUCUGAGGAAUGUGUGUCCAUGGUUCCUCUGCCAGCAGUUCUAUGUGCCUUUUCCUAUUGUUGGAUUUCUGAAAAUGAAUGUGAAGCUACUCUACAGUACCAUUUAUGAAACAACAAGACAUACACAAGAUAGAUCUUCAGCAGAGUGCCUUAUGCCACUGUUUGUAAUAAGCUGUGUGCCUGUCUCCAAGUAGCCUGGAUUGAGGAUAUACCCAGUACAUUCAUUUUGUUUUGUUAAGUGCCAAUAUGAUUUUGUGUGAAUGGCAGAGUCUCUGUAUUAUUGACUUUAAAGGAUGUACUGUACUGUGUGUUGUCUCCUGUACUAAGGAACGCCAGUUUGCUGAGUGUUCAAAUGCCUACAUUUAUUUACCACGCCAUUCCUUUCUCUAAUAUUUACCUCCUCAAUGUUGUGUAUCAUCUCAUUUACAGUAUACCCCUGUCUGUUUCUUUUAGAAUAAAGUAAACAGAGAUAUAAAAA
Centropristis striata (black sea bass) is the source of this 2660-nucleotide messenger RNA. It is a transcript of the gene cldn19, whose product is annotated as claudin 19. Gene Ontology annotation, cellular component: plasma membrane; bicellular tight junction. Gene Ontology annotation, molecular function: structural molecule activity. Lineage: Eukaryota; Metazoa; Chordata; Actinopteri; Perciformes; Serranidae. Gene Ontology annotation, biological process: bicellular tight junction assembly; cell adhesion. Bases 544 to 1200 code for a protein of 218 amino acids. The record is from RefSeq and is a predicted model, not a curated record. The transcript is spliced from 5 exons.